Molecule: messenger RNA, 923 nt
Organism: Malus domestica (apple)
Lineage: Eukaryota; Viridiplantae; Streptophyta; Magnoliopsida; Rosales; Rosaceae
Product: allene oxide cyclase, chloroplastic-like
Biological process (GO): jasmonic acid biosynthetic process
Molecular function (GO): allene-oxide cyclase activity
Source: RefSeq, a predicted model, not a curated record
UUCAGUUGCUAAGAAAAGAGAGGAAAAUAACUUUAGCUAGAAUCAAUGGCUUCUUUAACCUCUUCCCUCACUUUCGUUCCCUCUGUGAAACUUGCAAACCCUAAGCUAUGCUCCUGUGCUCAUCAUUCACCUACCAAUUAUUCUAAGUCAUUGAAGCUUCAAAACCCACUUGAUAUAAAACUCCACACUUCCUACUCACAAUUGAACAACUUCUCCGUGCCAAAAACGUUCUCGUUCACUUGCAAAACCCAAGCAAGCCCAUCAGCCGACACUGAUCAAAGACCUGCCUCCGAAGUUCCACAAGUGCUUCAUGUGUACGAGCUCAAUGAGCUAGACCGUGGCAGCCCGGCCUACCUAAGUUUGAGCGGGAAAGAAGUCCACAGCCUUGGCGAUGUUGUCCUUUUCAUGAACAAAUUGUACACCGGGGACUUGCAAAAACGCAUUGGAAUCACAACGGGGAUAACCCUAUUGAUCCAACACUAUCCGGAGAAGAUCAAUAGUGGAGAUCGAUACGAGGGUAUCUACAGCUUCAACUUUGGAGACUAUGGUCACAUUUCUGUGCAGGGAGCUUAUUUAACUUAUGAGGAUUCGUAUUUGGCCGUGACAGGAGGGUCUGGAAUUUUCAAAGGUGUGUAUGGUCAAGUGAAGUUGCAGCAGCUUGUGUACCCUUUUAAAAUUUUCUACACAUUCUAUCUCAAGGGUAUAAAGAAUUUACCUGAAGAGCUUCUUGGGAAGCAUGUGGAGCCUAACCCUGAGGUGGAGGGCAGUCCAGCUGCCAAGGCUCUUGAGCCUCAUGCCACCAUUGCUGGUUUUACUAAUUGAAUGAUUAUGUUUACUAUUUUAUUUUUGUUUUGUUUUGUUUUGGAGAUGAUGUUUUGGCUAGGUUGUUACUAGCUAUGCUGAAAUGGAAUGUUUUUCUUGAA